AUGAAAGUAAUACGCAGAGACAAACCCUGGUGUCUGGAGCUUCUCUUCAGUUUCUGCCUGGCAGCUCUCCCCAGCAGCAGCGCCUGUCCCAGGCUCUGCGCCUGCUAUGUCCCCACCGAAGUACAUUGUACGUUCCGGUACUUCACCGCCAUCCCACCGCACAUCCCUCCACAUGUGGAGCGCAUCAAUUUGGGUUACAACAGCUUGCUUAAACUGACUGAAACAGAUUUCUCUGGCCUGGAGAAACUGGAGUUACUGAUGCUGCACAGCAAUGAGAUAAAUGCAAUCCCUGAUAAAGUGUUCAAUGAUUUACGUUCAUUACAGGUCUUAAAAAUGAGUUAUAACAAGGUCAGAGUACUUCAGCAAGAUGUUUUUUAUGGUCUGAAGAGCUUGGUACGGUUGCAUAUGGACCACAAUAGAAUUGAAUUUGUAAAUCCUAAUGUUUUCUAUGGACUCACAUCACUGAGGUUGGUCCAUUUGGAAGGAAAUUUACUUAAGCAGCUUCAUCCUGAUACUUUCGUCACCUUGCGCUAUAUUGAAAUAUUUAAAAUAUCCUCCAUAAAACAUAUAUAUUUGUCUGAUAAUUUGUUGACUUCACUGCCAGAAGAAAUGUUUUCCCACAUGUCUGAGCUGGAGAGCAUUUACCUUCAUGGAAACCCUUGGUCCUGUGAUUGCAAUCUACAGUGGUUUGCCAAAUGGGCAAAAGAGAGACCAGAUGUUAUAAAGUGCAAAAAAGACAGAAGCUCUUCUAGUGCUCAGCAAUGCCCAGCUUGUGCUAACCCCAAAAACUGUAAAGGGAAAAACUUAGCGGAUAUUCCACCUGCAUCCUUAACUUGUACUAAGCCAGCCAUACAUCACUCCCUAAAACUGAAAAACAUCACAAUGCCAGAUGAUGGGGAUUUCAGUUCUGUAUCUCCCAAGGACUUUAUAGCUCCUAUAGGAUCCAUGGUUUUGAACAUGACUGACCAAGCAGGAAGUCAAGGUAACUUGGUUUGCAGCAUCCAAAACCCUAAAGAAAUGUCUCCUAUCUCAUUUGGCAAAGAUGGCAACAAUACAGUACUCAAAGUGUCAUUCUCAGCAUUUCUUGUGUGUGGCAUUGAUUAUGAACAUAUUCAGCAGCUAUGGAGCAUAUUGGCCCUGUACAGUAAUUCUCCCCUUGAACUAGAAAGGAAUAGCCUAUCAACUAAAAUGCCUUUUAUUAGUUACAAAUAUAAACAAAUCUACUCUGAAAAGAAUGAACUUUUUACCAAUAUAGAAACUGAACUGAGAGCUGAACCGUCUUGGUUAAUGCAAAACAAAGUGGCAUUACAGCUAGACAGGACAGCAACCACACUUAACACAUUACACAUCCAAUACUUUACUGAUGCUCAGAUUAUUUUGCCCAGUGUUGACAAAAAACAGAUGAGAAAUAACUGGACAAUCAUUUCCAGGGACAACAAAACACAAACCCAACACACUGUUUUAGUUGGGGGGACAGUGGAACUAGAUUGCCAAGCAAUUGGAGAACCAAAUCCUGCAAUAGAGUGGAUACUGGCUGAUGGGAGCAAAGUUAGAGCUCCUCACCUCAGUGAAGACGGAAGAAUCAUAGUAGUUAAAACUGGAACAUUUACGUUACGAACAGCUGAUACUUUUGACACUGGACUUUAUCAUUGCAUAGGAACAAAUUAUGAUGAUGCAGAUACUCUCACAUUUAGAAUUACUGUCGUUGACCCUUAUGUGGAACAGAAUCAUGUAAAUGGAGCUCAACUGUCUACAUUUGUUGGUAGUGUACUCUACCUUCCUUGUCCAUCCACUGCUGUUCCAGAUGCUUCCAUUAGUUGGGUGUUACCUGAGCAUGUGAUCCUUCAUCAUUCUAUAGGAAACAAACAUAUUUUUGAAAACGGUACCUUGAAAAUUCAAGGGGUGACAAAACAAGACAGCGGCUAUUUUAGAUGUGUUGCAGCCAACCAGUACGGUGUUGAUCUUUUGGUAUUUCACGUUCUGGUUAAAAUGGAUGAAACCACACCACAGCAAAAGCAUGUCGCUGUGAGAGAAUGGGAAGAAGGAGAGGGCUCUGGCAAUGUAAUGCUUGCCUCCGUUACAAGACAUAAAAAUUCUUCAGCUUCUCUGGCUACCUUGACAGCUAAUCAGGAAUCUGCUACUUCAGCACCUAGAAAGCAGACCAUACAGAGUGCAAACAACAGGAGCAGCUAUGGAAAAAUGACAUACUGGCACCACAGGGAGAAAAUAAGCAGAAGGUUUAGAGGACACAGAAGACAGUUUCUUUCCUCAGCCAGGAGGGUUGAUCCACAGCGCUGGGCAGCCUUUUUGGAAAAAGCAAAGAGGAACUCAACACUGAUACAAAAACAAGGAACAGUUAAAACAAACUCGCCUACUGAAGUCCGUAAGUCCUCAAAAGUAUCUGAGGAUGAGGAAGAAACAUCAGGUGAUCCCACAUCUCCAGAACUAGAAUCUGUCAUACUGGCAACUAAGACACCCACUGUAUCUCCUCUGAGAAAAGUAAUCGAAAACAUGACAAGUGCAGAAUUUGUGAUUAUCACAAGUAACACUCUUGCUAGGAAAACUUCUGUCUUGGUUACAGAGGCAGUAACUCCACUAGUUUCUCCAUUUUCACAGUCUGUCUCACCUGACACCAGAAGGCCACAAACAUAUUUAAAACCUGCAGUCACAAACCCUAAAUCUCUGGAAAGCUCUGAUUUAAGUCAAAUAUCAGCAAAUGAUAUAGAACAAUCAACUGUAUCAAAUGGAGCAAGUAGAACAUCUAUGGUUUUCAAUACUGGACACAGAUUGGUAACUUCUGAGGAAGAUAAUACCCAAUAUUUAAAAUAUUUAUCUACCAAACCCAUGACGAGCAUUACUGACACCAGCAAGGAUGUAAACCCCCUAAAAACAGCAGAAAAACUACAUGUUUUUAGUGAGCCUAUUGAUAAGACUUCAACCAAAACAGCUUAUCAGGUACCCGCAGCAACAGUCAGUGAACCAAGUAAUGAGUUAAGUCAUGUUUAUUUUCAUCGUACUCAGAAACUAGUAACUUCUAAGCUACCAUUGGGCUUAACUAACAUUACCCAUCGGCAAAUUCAGCUUAUUGGAGAUGUUACAACUCAUACACCCCAGGCCCAGCAGCAAUAUGGAAGACGAAGGAAAAUUUCUGGUAGGAGACGAGUUGUCAGACCAGACCGAAUUCCAGGUAUGAAAGAGCAAAGAUACAAUUUGGGGGGACCAGGUUCUAUGAGAGGAAGAGCAGUUAUGGUUCCAGGUGUCCAACCAAUUACAAAAUAUAUCUCAAACUCACUCACCUUAAAUAACUUAGGUAGUUCUCUCAACCCAUUUAGCCCAGAAGCACCUCUGUCCUCACCCUUUACUACAAACACACCAUUAGAGCACCCAACAGGUACUCAUGAAAACAGAGCAUUCCUCAUGGAAGAGAAAAAUGAACCUACUGCAAGACAAAAAGCUACUGCUACAAUCAACACAGAAGGCACACAAGAUGAUCCUCAGUGGAAACCUGAGACUAGUGCUUCAUUUCAAACAAACACUGAUAGAGUCCAAUCUGUUAGUACCAGUCUACCAACAACAGCAAUCAACACACCUUAUGUUGCUACAGAAAUUACACCACAUACUGUAAGCGCUAAGAUAUCAUCUACUUUUGAACCUAUCUCACUCAACGUUAAGUCUAGAACAUUGUCAAAAAAUUUCCACACAGGAAAAAAUACUUGGGAGCACAUCUUAGGGAACAACACAGAAAAGGUACUAUUGAAGAAGCUGCCCAAAAAACACACAGAGAUGUUUCCAUCAGAGAUAUCAACCACACAUCCUAAAACUACAGCAGUGUUAUCUAUGUCCAAAGUUUCUCCUUUACACUUCACACCUAUUUCAAGCAAGGAGAAUCAAACUGCUGGUUUCUUGUCUCUAAACAGACACAUUCAUCAUGACAAUGGUAUGUCAGAAGAACACUCCGCCACUGCAGAACUGCAUUCUUACUCUAAUCCUGCAACUAUUACAACCGAAGAAAUGGACGGAACAAGUUUGAAGCCGACAGUUAUAUCUAUUACUACUCAAACUGAUACCAAAAUCACUAAAAGUAGAAUGCUCAGGGUGGGAAGAAAGAGAGGCCAGAGGCGGAAGAGGCCACAUAAAACACCUGCUUCACAAAGUAAGACUGCAGGCCGCAGCACUACAGUGAUUUCAUCAGUGAAUACAGCUUUAUCUGUCUUGACAACAAUUAAAUCACUAACUUUGCCUACAAGCCUUAUGCCCAUGAGAUCCCUCUCUGAGCACACAAGCACUAUCAUCUCAGCUGCAGAAACGACAGCACGUUCCCUUCUUAGCACAACAGACGUACCUCAUCAGGCGCCUACAACAAACAGACCUACCUCAGCGACACCAGUCCCACAGAAGAGCACCCCACCGAUUCAGCUUCCACCCGACGGCCGUAUUGCUCAGAACCCCACUGCUGCCAUCCAGACCACACCACUGUUUUCCAAGCCUUUCCCCACCACAAGUGCACCACCUGCCACAGCGUUUGUCACACCUGGAUCAGAACCUGCUCAGCAAAGCAAAGCCACUACAGUGGCAGGUAAAAAAUCACACCCCAAAAUGGAAGAUCACAUUGCACAGUCUGUGUCCCCAGGAAGAGCUGAGCUAUGCACCAGAACGCCUGCUGUAACCACACACAUCGUUUCUCCCAGUAUUCAGCCUCCCACCCCGCUGCCAACCCUGACAGCAGGCAUGCCACCUGCAGCUAUUAUGAGAACCAGUUCACCUCCAUGGUGGGAAAACAAGCUCUGGUAUAAGCCAUCUACUAAAGUUACAGAAAGAGGCAAAACAUUAACUGUCAAUACACUGACGGUAUUAAAGUCAUCACAGAGCUCUACUCCAUAUGCUCCUACAUGGGGAAGGGACAAGGAAAAUCCUGUCAGAGGCUGGUCUGAAAACAAACAAGAUCAAGAAACUACCACGAACAAUCCUAUAACUUUGGGCUCCUACAGAAAGCAUUUUGCAAAGCCCAGAAUAAUCGGUGGAAAAUUAGCUGCUUUUACUGUGCUAGCUAAUUCAGAUGCUUUCAUUCCUUGUGAAGCUACUGGUAACCCCCUUCCAACAAUACAAUGGACCAAGAUAUCAUCAGAGCCUGAUGCACCAAAAGGCACACACGACCGGAGGUUCGAAGUCUUUGCCAACGGUACCCUCUCCAUCGCGGAGGUGAGCGUCCAGGACGGCGGACAGUACCUGUGUGUUGCAGCCAACCAGCACGGCUCGGCGCGGCUCCUGGUCACUCUGUCGGUGGUGGCCUAUCCGCCACGGAUUGUAGAGGGGAGAUCCCAGGUCAUCACCGCCCAUUCCGGAGAGCCUGUGGCAGUGACUUGCAAAGCUGAGGGGAGGCCUGCUCCCACCUUUUCGUGGAUUCUGGCAAAUAAAACAUAUGUCUCAGACUCUUCCACGGGAAGUAAAAGAGUUUUUGUGCAACCAGAUGGCACUUUAAUAAUCAGGGAAGUUACUGUUUAUGACAGGGGCCUUUACAAAUGCAUGGCUAAUAACCCAGCUGGCACCGAUACGCUGGUUGUAAAACUGCAAGUCAUUGCAGCACCUCCCAUUAUUCUGGAAGAAAAGAGACAACGUAUUGAAGGAAUGAUGGGGGAAAACCUGAAACUCCCUUGCACUGCAAAAGGAAACCCUCAUCCCAGCAUUCACUGGGUCCUCUUUGACGGGACUGUAGUGAAACCUUUGCAGUUCGUGAAUGGGAAACUCUUCCUGUUUUCCAAUGGAACCCUCCACGUGAGAAACACUGCUCCUUCCGACAGCGGGAAUUACGAGUGCAUAGCCACAAGCUCCACUGGCUCAGAGAGGAGGGUGGUACGUCUUGUGGUGGAACACAGAGAUACACUUCCAAAAAUAGCUAAUGCCUCUCAGAAAAUGACUCAGGUGAAUUUCGGGGACAAGUUGCUUCUGAACUGCACAGCUACUGGGGAGCCAAAGCCCAGGAUAAUCUGGAGGUUACCUUCCAGGGCAGUUGUUGACCAGUGGCACAGAAUGGGAAGUCGCAUCCAUGUAUUUCCCAAUGGAUCACUGGUUAUCGAGGCAGUUACUGAGAAGGAUGCAGGUGACUACUUAUGUGUUGCAAGAAACAAAAUUGGAGAUGAUCUGAUACUAAUGAAAGUCAGCAUCGUAAUGAAACCAGCCAAGAUUGACCAGAAACAGUAUUUUAAAAAACUGGUUCCUUAUGGAAAAGAUUUCAAAGUGGACUGCAAGGCCUCUGGGUCACCUGCACCGGAGAUAUCCUGGAGUUUGCCAGAUGGCACAAUGAUCAACAACGUGAUGCAGGCAGAUGAUGGCGGACGCAGAUCUCGGAGAUACGUCCUCUUUGACAAUGGAACUCUGUAUUUGAAUAAAGUUGGAAUAACAGAAGAAGGGGAUUAUACUUGCUAUGCUCAAAACACCCUGGGAAGAGAUGAAAUGAGGAUACACAUCACAGUUGUGACAACUGCCCCUCAGAUAAAGCACAGCUACAAGACGUACAUUCAAGUGAAAGCUGGAGAUACGGCAUUAUUAGACUGUGAAGUUGUUGGAGAACCCAAGCCAAAAAUAUUCUGGUUACUACCUUCCAGUGACAUGAUCUCCUUUUCAACAGAUCGGUAUCUCCUGCAUGUUAAUGGUUCUCUAACAGUCAGUCAAGUCAAACUGUUAGAUGCCGGGGAGUAUAUGUGUGUCGCUCGUAAUCCUGGAGGGGAUGAUACAAAACUGUAUAAACUGGAUGUUGUUUCUAAACCACCUAUCAUAAAUGGUUUAUACACAAACAGGACAAUCAUGAAAGUGACGGCAGUGAGGCAUUCAAAGAAGCAAAUUGAGUGUAGGGCAGAAGGGACACCUCCCCCUCAGAUUAUGUGGAUCAUGCCCGAUAAUAUUUUCCUAACAGCUCCAUAUUAUGGGAGCAGGAUUACAGUGCACAGAAAUGGGACACUUGAAAUUCGGAACCUAAGGCCUUCUGACACAGCGGAUUUUAUCUGUGUGGCACGUAAUGAUGGGGGAGAGAGUAUGUUGGUGGUGCAGCUGGAGGUAUUAGAAAUGCUAAGGCGACCAAUGUUUAAAAAUCCAUUCAAUGAAAAAGUAAUAGCAAAACCUGAAAAAACUACCAUUUUGAAUUGUUCUGUGGAUGGAAAUCCUCCACCUGAAAUAAUGUGGAUGUUGCCUAAUGGCACGUGGUUUUCCAGCGGGAUCAAGACUGCUCAGUUCCUCACUGGAAGCAACGGUUCCCUUACCAUCUAUAACACUGCCAGAGGUGACGCAGGAAAGUACCGCUGUGCUGCUAGGAAUAAAGUUGGCUAUAUCGAAAAGCUGAUCAUCUUGGAAGUUGGCCAGAAGCCCAAUAUUCUCAUUCAUCCAAAAGCACCCGUGAAGGGUGUCAGCGGGGAGUCACUGUCACUUCACUGUCUGUCGGAGGGGAGUCCCAAGCCAAAUACAGCGUGGACUGUACCAGGCGGCUACGUGCUGGAUCGACCUCAGAUCAACAGGAAAUACAUACUACUUGAAAAUGGUACUUUAGUUAUACGGGAAGCUACCAUUCACGACCGAGGAAAUUACGUGUGCAAGGCUCAUAACAAUGCUGGAGAUUCAUCUGUAACCGUUCCUGUAACCAUCGUCGCCUAUCCCCCAAGGAUUACAAACAGGCCGCCCCAGAGCAUUCGCACAGUGCCUGGUGCAGCAGUUCAGCUCAACUGCAUAGCGCUGGGCAUACCAAAACCAGAAAUCACGUGGGAGCUACCUGACCACUCGAUACUCUCCGCGGGUAACCCAGGCCGACCAUCCGGGAGCGAACUCCUCCAUCCCCCAGGGACAUUAGUCAUCCAGAAUCCCCGACCCUCAGAUUCUGGCAUGUACAAGUGCACGGCUAAGAAUAAUCUUGGCAGUGAUUUCACAGUUACAUAUAUUCAAGUCAUUUGAAAUAAGAAAUGCAGCGUGAAUGGUUGUUAACAAAGUCUACAGCUGGACUGAGUUUGGUUUUGGAGCAAAUUUAAUGAAAGGCAGCCACAGGCAUGUAAGUGAAGCUAAAUACAUUAACAGUAUUCAGUCUGCAAUGACCUUGCAAAAAAGAGAACAGGGGCUUAGGGAAGAAAAAAAAAAAAAAAGGUUUAGCAUUAUUGUCUAGCAUCAAUUUCAGUGAUUAAAUGGACUUAAACAACAACCAAGUUGAGGCACUUUUGUUCUGCCAACAGAGAACAUUAUCUAAAAUUACUUUCCAGAAACGUACCUGGAGAUCUUCAGUGAAGGACAGACUUUAUCAUGUUAGUUUAAUACUGUCCACCUUGUACGACUACAAUGAGCAUGGAGCAUGUAAUGCAAGAGUAUUUAAGAACCAAAGAGCAGAUUUUAUUGUGAUGCAGAUUAUCUUCCUGAUACAUCUUAAUAUUUAGUCAGAUUUUUCAAAUAAAUA
This is a messenger RNA of Rhea pennata, 8425 nucleotides long. It is a transcript of the gene IGSF10, whose product is annotated as immunoglobulin superfamily member 10. Gene Ontology annotation, molecular function: protein binding. NCBI's taxonomy places the organism in Eukaryota, Metazoa, Chordata, Aves, Rheiformes, Rheidae. The record is from RefSeq and is a predicted model, not a curated record. The transcript is spliced from 6 exons. The coding region runs from base 1 to 7935 and encodes 2644 amino acids.